Messenger RNA from Frieseomelitta varia, 3763 nucleotides. Its product is annotated as band 4.1-like protein 4. The transcript has 17 exons. NCBI's taxonomy places the organism in Eukaryota, Metazoa, Arthropoda, Insecta, Hymenoptera, Apidae. Bases 1405 to 3657 code for a protein of 750 amino acids. Gene Ontology annotation, cellular component: cytoskeleton. The record is from RefSeq and is a predicted model, not a curated record.
GAAGUCAACUCGAUUGCAUGGACAUUAUGGGGCAGCACGUUUUUAUGGAGCUUCUUUUCUCUGCGGCGUGUACCAAAGUAUUAGGAAGAAUGAUGGGCACGAGGCCGAGGUCCUCAACGGAGGAAGGUGAGUAGCGGUUGAGAAAGGGACAGACGCUUCGCUAUGCUGUGCUUACACGCAGUGCCGUAUCGUUUCUCUCCGGUACACCGGGUAUAAAUGGAAUAGCGUUCUCAGCUGACAAGAAAAGUCAACUAUAAUUCUUUUGCUAUUCGAUUUCGGCAACAAGUCCGGCGAAAAAUUCGAUGGCACCGGCGUUAACGCGGCCCAGUGGGAUCGGCCGCGUAAUCGCAACAACUUAACCAAGCAACAAUCGGCGUUGAAAUGGUUUCCGUGGUCGCGUGACGUGCCGCAAUUUUCGUGCGCUAGAAGAAAAAGAAGAAGAAGAAGAAGAAGAAGAAGGAGAAGAAGAAGAAGACGGGCGAGGGAAAUGGUCAAAGGAAGAGUUCCGAGCGGCGAGCUACGUCACUGUCCACGCUAUCACGAUUAACAGAGUGAACAGCACGAGACGUGAACGCGCGCGAGCGAGACGGAACGCGCGGCGAAGGAAAGGUAAAGGAAAGGAAAGGAAAGGAAAGGAAGGCGCGCAAGGUAAAGGCACAUCUGAAUCCUUCGGUUAACUCGGCUCAGUCUGAUCCGAGCCAAGCCACUGCCCUGAUCCGGCGUUGCUCGCUCGCUCUCGCUCUCUCUCUCUCUCUCUCGCUCUCUCUCUGUCUUUCUACGCGCGUUGGAUCCGUUGCUGCUGCUCUUCCUUCUGCUUCUGACACAACGACGACGGCGGCUGCAUACGCGCGUCGGUGCCGCGGCCUAAUCAACACCGGUGUCAUCGAUCACCGAUCCCAGACUUCCGUCCUACGCGUCGGUUCUCGCUGCGCGGUCAGUUCAAGUCGCGGCGAGCUUCCGUCGAGUUCGCCCGACAGACAGAAAAUCACCACCUGACAUGUCACAGUGCACGCACCAGCACCGUGCCGAUUGGUCCACGCGCGUCCAGUGAACAAUCAACUCGGUGGAACCACGCACGUAUUCUCCUCGUCUCGUCUCCGUUCCUUUCAGUUUCGGUUUCGGUUUCGCUCUUCGUUCGCGAGAUACUUUUGACGAACGUUCCUCGAACGGCUCGUGACUCGGUGCGCGCGUUCGAAACGUUUUGUGGAUCCGCCGGUGACUCGACGACGACACGCCGGAAGUGUGAUGACCCUUCCAUCGGGACGUGCUGCAUCGAUCAACGCGGCGACAGCGUGCCUUCGAUCUGGGAUCUGAGUUUCGCGGUCAAGGAUGACCGAAACCGAUGAGCGGAUGAACGAGUAAAGCCAGGAAGGAAUCACAAGGGAAACGAGGGCUGCCGAAGAGAUGGUAGUGGAGUGGCUCUGUCCAGGACUUAGGCCGGCUGGAAGCCGUAGGCCCCGUCUUCUUCACUGCAAAGUGAUACUUCUCGACGAGCACGAACUGCUGCAAGAUGUUUUGAGUUCGAACCUCGGCCAGGAACUAUUGGACAGAGUAUUCAGGCACCUGAAUUUAUUGGAGACCGCUUACUUCGGGCUACGUUACCUGGAUCACGGCAAUCAAACGCAAUGGCUCGACCCGAGCAAGAAGAUCGGCAAGCAGCUGAAGGUGCAAAAAGGAGAUCCGAGCUCGGACGUGCACACCCUCUACUUCGGUGUGAAAUUCUACGCGGCGGACCCCUGCAAACUCAUCGAAGAGAUCACAAGGUACCAGUUUUUCCUGCAAGUAAAGCAGGAUAUCCUCCAAGGGCGACUUCCUGUGUCGUUCGACCUGGCCGCGGAAUUAGGAGCUUACGUCGUUCAAUCGGAACUCGGGGAUUACGAUCCGAGACGACAUUCAGUGGGCUACGUUACUGAAUUUCGAUUCCUGGCGAAUCAAACUACGGAAUUGGAAAAUCGUAUAGUGGAACUCCAUAAAACUCUCGUAGGACAAUUGCCCUCCGCCGCAGAGCUAAAUUACUUGGACAAAGUGAAAUGGCUGGAAAUGUACGGGGUUGAUUUGCAUCCCGUGUUGGGCGAAGAUAGCGUGGAGUAUUUUCUGGGACUGACGCCAAGCGGGAUAAUUCUGUUACGCAACAAGACCAAAGUGGGAAAUUACUAUUGGCCUCGGAUCAAUAAGAUCUACUACAAGGGUAGAUAUUUCAUGCUGAGAGUCAGCGAGAAGAACUCCGAGGAGAGAACGCACGGUUUCGAGACGCCGUCGAAGGGUGCCUGUAGACAUCUAUGGAAGUGUUGUCUGGAGCACCAAGCGUUCUUCCGGUUAAUGGCCACCGGUCCGCCACCUUUGAGUCCUUACUCGCGUUUCCGCUCGUACAGCCCUCCGUCCGGCUCUGAGAAGCACACGGUAAUCAGACGGAAUCCACCGCCGAUUUUCCAGAGGAUACCCAGCCGCAGGGCGCAGCGACGCGUGGUCGAGGGUCAAGAAAUGGUCGGCCCGUUCGUGGAAACGCCGGUGACGGUCAACUCGAACUCGGUCAACAGCAGCUCGGUCGGCGGCAACGUUUUGUGCAAUACUCAAAACUCGAGACAGGCGAACAACUCAAGUCCAAGGAGCACCAGGAGCGCGCCGUGGACUCAGAGCCAACCUCGUGGCCUUUACACUUCGUCUAGUCCCCGGUCUGUCCGAUCGGCGGGUGCGGCACCGGCACUCUUGAGCAGACUCCAACGACGGAGUAGCUCCGUAGAGAGCCAAAGUUCAGGAGACAGCCACAGUCGCAGUGGUCAUCGUAGAAGGAGUCAUAGUCAUAGUCAUCGAAGACAUAGUCGUCACUCUGAUUGUGAAUCCGAGCUUUCGAGAGGUUCGGACACAAGGUCGGGUCAUCGUAAGCACCGUAGAAAGCACAGAAGCUCUCGGUCAUCCAGACACGAGUUGGUAGAUUCCGAGCCGCAAUGGAGAGAAGCACAGAAGCGGAAGGGCGAAGGAGUUCAACGGGCUGUCGUAAGCCAUACGGAACCGAGAAGAAGGCACAGAAGUAGACACCGGAGUCCAUCUCAGAAACAACCACUGCCAGACGAGCUUAGGAAACACUUGGAGUUUGGGCUAGUCGAUACUUCUGGAAUGAGCGAUCAGCAACGACGAGAGAUACCAUAUACGGUGGUUCAGUCGCAAUCAUCCGUACAACAAUGUACACUACAAUCUAGCAAUUCUCGAUUGGACGAUGCAGACUCGUCGUCCCUACCUAGAACGAUCGGAUCCGUUGGCAAAAGAAACAGAAGAAUGAUACAACAUAGUCGCGACGGAAGUUAUAAUUUGCCGCCGACCAGGCCGAGUCAAAUCGAGACAAAAUACUACGAUGGUAAUAGGAGCGAGUGCAAUAUGAGGAAGGACUUUUAUUAUACUCGUAACAACAGAAUAUUGAUAGGAAGUAACGUGGACAGUGGGCUCGGGGAAAGUACACCGCAAGAGUUUUCAAGUUGCUGCUCAAGCUCUGCCGACAGCGCUAAGCCUACUCGGGUACCGCAAAUGCAAUUAGGGGGAGAGGUACGCUAUGAACUGUCUUCAAAUCAAGAAAUCUACCCUCCUGUUGAUUCUACUCUGGAUGCUGUUCUUCAGCCCAUUAUAUCAACUUUAACCAGGAGGCAACGGAACUGCCCGAAAUGAGCAUGAAGCUUUAAAUAAAUACAAAAUAGACAUUUAUGCACAUAUUGUAUAUUUAAGAAAGUUUUUAUACCUCAUUCAAAUUAAAUAUCUAUAAUCCCAUCAGUCA